AUGGCACCGAACAAAGCGGAAGCAGAAACAGAAGAAGCUUGGGGGAGACACCGCGAGGAGCUCAAGUCCUUGUGGUUAGAACAGCGGAUGACUGUGCAACAGGUGCAGGACUACAUGUCCAAGAUGCACAAUUUUUGGAAGGAGGAGCACCAAUACUCUCGACAGUUUAAGAAAUGGGGAUUCAAGAAAAAUCUGACAGAAAAAGAGUGGAUAUUUGUUGCGAGCCGUGGCGAGAAGCGGAAACGCGAUGGGAAAGAUUUCGGCCCUGUCAGGAUGCAUGGCCACCUUAUUCCUGAAGCUAAGGUCAGGAAAGAGAUUUCUCGUCAUGUAACUCUGUCCUCUCAGUACUUCGGAGACCUUGACCCGAAGACCCCGGAUGGGAUCCUCGUGGGUACGCCUAGAGCAGAGAUCGAGGCUAUCUCCGAUGGUGCCACAGAUUGGCCUCACAAUGAAAGCUUCGAUUUUGCAACCCUUGUGGAUAUACCUCUGGCUCCAUCGAGCUAUGAAUGUCUUACGUGGAAGCCUGAUCUAGAAGAAGUGAUUCCAUCAGGUUUUGGGCUUUUCUCUUCCUCGAAUGAGUUGCCGGCCGUUUUCUCAUCCCCCGGAAAUUUUGCCUUGGAGCACUAUAUCUUAUCUCCCAGACUAUCUCCAUCUGCCGUUCCCAAUGAUCAUGAAAAAUCUCUCGAUUCCGACCCAAUGACCGAGGAGGGCCUUCAGAUUAUCUUGACACAAUUUAGUGGGGACAGUAACAACGGCCGCAGUGAUUUGGCCACAGCCUUGAAAUCCGUUACGACAGGAACAGAAGAUGUCUUUCAAUCCGCCUCUUCAAAGGAUUAUUCCAACUAUCUCCAGAUAUACGUGUACCUGGCAUCUAAUAACCUCCUCUCUGAAUUUUCAACACAAAAGCUUGUUUUACUUAUCGCCAAGACCCAUUCUCACUCAAUGUUGAAGGCGCUUCUGGAGUCAGUCACUACGUCGAUUGAAAUAUUUAUGAGCACUCUUCUGGUCAGUGCAGCAGCCGUGGGAGAUGCCAAAAUUUGUCGAAUUCUCAUCGAGGCCGGGGUAGACUUGGAUGCCCACAGUGGAUUGGCCAUGCGGACAACAGCACUUCACCGAGCAAUUUCAUCUUGCCAAGCUGAAUGUGCAAAAAUGAUACUAGAGGCUGGUGCAGACCCAAAUUUAGUAGCUGACGGCAAGACACCCUUGCAUAAUGCCUGCUCGUACCUGCGAUCUCACUCAGCAUUCGAUAUCGCGGAUCUAUUACUCCAACACGGAGCCCGUGUCAACCCACCCCAGGAUUGCGCCCGACUUACUCCGUUGCAGCUUGCCGUGCGAACAGGGAAUCCUGAGCUUGUGCGGCUCCUUCUCGACAAGGGAGCAGAUCCAAACCUCUUCACAACUUCCAAAAUUGGCACAGCUCUGCAGAUAGCGUGUACAAUGUCAAAGAGCGCUGUAAUUGUUGAGCUUUUGAUAAAUGCAGGGGCUGAUGUUGACUCUUACUCUGGCUACCGAUUUCAUGCCCGAGAGGAGAAAGACUAUGCGGAUAGUGAUACAGAGUCUUACUCAAGUGACGAGGUUGAGGAUGAUGGGGAUGUAUUUGGGGUUGAGAAUUCAACCAAGUCUCCUAUUCUGUUAGCAGCGGAAAAUGAGAAUUGGGAAGCGGUACAACUUCUAUUGGAGGAAGGGGCUGCCAUUAAUGCCGGUCUCAAAAAAAGAUCUUCUAGAGUCCCCCAAGAAGAAUUGUUAAACUUCGAAACACCAGUUCUCACUCCACUGCAGGCCGCUGUUCGGGCAGAAAAUAUCACUAUGACCCGCAUGCUUCUAGCCAAUGGGGCUCACGUUAACCAGAAGAUGGAGGGAAAACACGGCUUUACAGCGCUUCAAAUUGGCGCCACCGUUGGCAAUGAACGGCUCGUUGACAUCCUUUUGCGAAAGGGGGCAUCUAUAAAUGCUCCUGCUGGUGUCUAUUAUGGAAGAACAGCACUUCAGGCUGCUGCAAGCCACCUGGACACAAGACUGAUGAGUCUCUUACUUCGAGAAGGAGCGGAAGUCAAUGCUCUUCCGGCUCGGUCUGGAGGUAGGACUGCUCUACAGAUAGCAGCCGCGGCCGGUAACAUCGAAGGCGUUAGAAUACUGCUCGAUGCAAAGGCAACUGUCAAUAUCGACCCUAGUCUCACUGGGGGGUCACAACCCUUGAAGCGGGCUUCAUGGCUACAGAUCAGGGCACACGAAGUCGGCCAAGAGCAAUAUGCACCUCUUCACUCUGCAGUCAGACGCGAAGAUUUGAGCAUGGUAACAACACUUUUGGAGAGAGGAGCAAGCCCAAACAUUGGUUUCUGCGGUUCCAAGACAACUCCUCUGCAGAGAGCUGCGUACCGAGGAAAUAACGAUAUCGUCCAAGAGCUGAUAAAGCACGGUGCAGAGGUCAAUGCUCCACCUCACUGUAACGGUGGACGCACAGCAUUGCAGGCUGCAGCUUUGAUGGGGCAUGAAUCUACAGUCAAGAUCCUUUUGAAAUAUGGCGCAGACAUCAAGUCAAAAAUUGCAAGUGUCGAUGGAAUUUCUGCGAUAGAAGCUUCUGUUCGUGGAUGUAAUGAUCUGAUUACUCGACUUCUUCUCGAAAAAGAACCUGACGCCAUAUCUUCUGAUUCUAUCACGAAAUGUCGAAUCAUAGGUCAAGCUUUGGAAUCUUGGAAAUGCGAUGUCUCUCUGCUGGAACUUCUCCUCAAGGAGGGAGCAGAUGCUGGAAAAACUCCAAACCCUCACUCGAUGUCAUUUCUUGAAAGAGCAAUACGAGGACACAGUUUCCAAAUUGUUGAAUGCCUAGUCUCUGCUGGCGCCAAUGUGAACCAUCACUGGAAAUACGAGUUUGAGAGUCCCAUCACUCCCCUGCAAUCUGCUGUGCGGAGGAAGCAUGAUGACAUUGUCAGGUUGUUGCUUCAAAGAGGGGCCGAUGUCAAUGUCCCAGCGAACGAGAAUGGUGGACAGACUGCGCUACAGAUAGCAGUUUCCCAGAACAACCACGCCAUGGUAAAGCUCUUGAUUAGCCACAAGGCAGAUAUCAACGGUAUGCCAAGUCCAGUCAGAGGCCGAUCAGCCCUUCAAGAGGCUGCAAGCCGAGGUUUCGUGGAGCUUACUCAGUACCUACUGGCUUGCGGGGCAGAUCCUAACCUACCAGCAGCACGACUUGGGGGCUUUACUGCGCUUCAAGGAGCUGCGAUCGGAGGAAAAAUACGCAUUGUGAUUAUGCUAAUUCAAGCUGGAGCGCAUGUCAAUGCAGCGCCCGCUAUUAAACAAGGACGCACUGCGACUGACGGCGCUGCGGAGAAUGGCAGACUUCAUACCUUGCAUCUCUUGUUGAACCACCAUCCUGACACAGAAGAGUUUGAUAUCAUCAGAAAACGAGCGGCAAGACUGGCUCUAGCCAAUGGCCACUUAGCUAUUGGGAGGUUUUUGAUGGCAUAUCGCAAGCAUACCUGGAGGGCAUAA
Molecule: messenger RNA, 3489 nt
Organism: Penicillium soppii
Lineage: Eukaryota; Fungi; Ascomycota; Eurotiomycetes; Eurotiales; Aspergillaceae
Exons: 4
Coding region: 1-3489 (1162 amino acids)
Molecular function (GO): protein binding
Source: RefSeq, a predicted model, not a curated record